Aureococcus anophagefferens is the source of this 1656-nucleotide messenger RNA. RefSeq lists its product as hypothetical. The record is from RefSeq and is a predicted model, not a curated record. Gene Ontology annotation, molecular function: ATP binding; RNA binding; aspartate-tRNA ligase activity. The coding region runs from base 1 to 1656 and encodes 551 amino acids. Gene Ontology annotation, cellular component: cytoplasm; aminoacyl-tRNA synthetase multienzyme complex; cytosol. Gene Ontology annotation, biological process: aspartyl-tRNA aminoacylation. The transcript has 3 exons. NCBI's taxonomy places the organism in Eukaryota, Pelagophyceae, Pelagomonadales, Pelagomonadaceae.
AUGUCGAAGAACGCGCUGAAGAAGCUGCUGAAGAAGCGCGACAUCGCGGCGCGCAAGGCCGCGAGCGCGGCGGAGAAGGCCGCGGCCGUCGGCGGCGGCGGCGCGGCCGGCGGCGGCGCCGCGGCGGAGGCCGCGGGCCCGCCGCUCGUCGCGGCGGCGCCCGCGGCCUUCGGGGCGCCGGCGGCGGGCCUGCGCUUCGGCGACUACGCGACGUGCCAGUCGGCCGUGGAGCUCGACGGCGCGCCCGCGGCCGUCGGCGCGCUCGAUUCGCCCGCGGACGACGUCUGGGUCCGCGCGCGCGUCGCGAACGUGCGCGCCAAGGGCAACUCCUGCUUCCUCGUGCUCCGGGGCCUCGACGACGCCCUGGAGACGGUGCAGUGCUGCUACUUCAAGAACGCGGACGACGGCGCCCGGAGCAAGGACGUGCUCAAGUUCCUCGCGGAUUUGACGGACGAGUCCGUCGUCGACGCGCGCGGCGCGCUCGUCGCCGCGGACGUCGCGAGCUGCUCGCGGUCGACCGUGGAGAUCCAGCUCAAGUCGCUCUUCGUCGUGACGCGGGCGCCGAAGGUGCUGCCGUUCCUCGUCGAGGACGCCGCGCGGUCCGAGGCCGUCAUCGAGGCCUCUCAAUCCACGGAGCGGCCCUUCGCGUCCGUGGGCCAGGAGGCGCGCCUCGAUUACCGCUGGCUCGACCUGCGCACGCCGGCCCAGGGGUCCGUGAUGCGCGUCCAGGCCGCGGUCUGCAAGCUCUUCCGGCGGACGAUGGACGACGCGGGCUUCACGGAGAUCCACUCGCCGAAGCUCGUCGGCGGCGAGUCCGAGUCCGGCGCGGGCGUCUUCACGACGGAGUACUUCGGGAGCACGGCCUGCCUCGCCCAGUCGCCCCAGCUCUACAAGCAGCUCGCCCGACGCGACCUCGGCGCGGUCUUCGAGGUCGGCCCCGUGUUCCGGGCCGAGAACUCGAACACGCGGCGGCACUUGUGCGAGUUCACGGGCCUGGACUUCGAGAUGCCCAUCACGUCGCACUACCUCGAGGCCGUGCGCGUCGGCCACCGCACCUUCAAGGCCAUCUUCGAGGGCCUCGAGCGCGACUUCUCGAAGGAACUCGCGGCCGUCCGCGACCAGUACCCGUCGGAGCCCGUCGUCGUGUCCGACGAGCCCGUCGUGAUCCACUUCGCCGACGCCAUCGCCAUGCUCCGGGACAGCGGCGUGGACGUGGAAGACGACUACGGCGACCUCAGCGGCGCGGACGAGCUCGCGCUCGGCGCUUUGGUCAAGGAGCAGCACGGCGUCGACUUCUUCGUCGUCGACCGCUACCCGGCGGCGAUCCGCCCCUUCUACACCAUGCGCGACCCGUCCGACGACCGGCUGUCCAACUCCUACGACUUCUUCCUGCGGGGCCAGGAGAUCUGCUCCGGCGCGCAGCGCGUCCACGACCCCGCGAUGCUCGAGGCCGCGCUCAAAGCCAAGGGCAUCGACCCGGGCGCGGAGGACCUGUCGCCGUCGCUCAAGAGCUACAUGACGGCCUUCGAGCACGGCGCGCCGCCCCACGCGGGCUGCGGCUUCGGCCUCGAGCGCGUCGUCUUCCUCUACCUGGGCCUCGACAACAUCCGCAAGGCGUCCCUCUUCCCCCGGGACCCGAAGCGGUGCGCGCCCUAG